AUGGAGUCUAGUUCGAAACGGCGCAAGCUCGAUCAUUCCGGCUCCGGUCUGAGACACGAUGGUCUCAUCGACUUUGAGGCCAGGAGCUCGGCGCGAGUCUCAACUGCCAGCACCUUCGUCCUCCAAACCGAUGAGCUUCUCAAGGAAGCAAAACUCGACUAUGCCAAGGCAUUGAAGGGUGUUGAUGCGCAUCUGCAUCGCUUGAAGGAGGCUAUCGACUCUGCACCUCCUCACGAUGCUGUGCCUAUUGCUGAAGCUACAGCCAGCUUCGAGAAGAAACACCGCGUCGUUGUUCCCUAUCCCGAGCCGAGACCCGCCAAGGAUGCGCCUUACAAGCUAUCAUUUGCCAAACCAGCUCAGUACAAUGUCGUCGGCAGCUACGUCGCAAAGACCAUGAUCAAGACCCAGGCCCAAUUCGGCAUCGACAUGGUCAUCCAGAUGCCCAAGGCCAUGUUCCAGGAAAAGGACUACACAAGCAUGCGAUACUUUUACCGCCGAGCCUAUUACAUUGCAUAUGUCGCUGCGCACGUCAAGAAAGAGCUGGGUACAGAGAUGGACCUUGGUUUUGAACUUCUCAAUGAGAAUCCUCUCCUGCCCGUGCUCACUCUCCGACCCAAGCCCGAGGAAGAGGAGGAGCCCAAGGAGUCAAAGGGCAAGGCUUCUAAGAAAAAGGCAAAGGCACCAAAGUCACCCUAUGUCAUUCGAGUUAUUCCUUGCGCCCCUGAUGGACUCUUCCCCAAGUCAAAGCUCCUCGCGGCCUCGAACAACAACAAGAGCGGCGAAACCGACGACAAGAAGACCCAAUUGAGCACCCCCUUCUACAACUCUACCCUCAAGGCAGAGGAGACAUUCAUCUCAUACCUGCGAGUUCUCACACACGCCAAGAACGAGUGCCCAGCUUUCCCUGAUGCCUGUGUCCUCGGCAGGAUCUGGCUGCAGCAAAGAGGUUUUGGAAGCUCCGUUUCUCAGGGUGGCUUUGGACAUUUUGAGUGGUCGGUAAUGAUCGCUCUCUUGCUUCAAAUGGGCGGUCGAAACGGUCAAGCAGCACUGUCGACGUCGUUGAGCAGCACCGAGUUGUUCAAGGCUGCUGUUCAGUUCCUUUCAACCACAGACUUCAACAAGAAGGCAUUUGUCUUUGGAUCUUCCAAGAUAAGCCCUGAUACUGUCAAAGAGUCUGGUCCGGUCAUGUACGACCCGGUGCGAGAGCUUAAUGUUCUGUCCAAGAUGAGCCCCUGGUCAGCGAGUCUUUUGCAGAUGCACGCCAAGUCGACCACCGAUCUUCUCGCAGAUGAAGCCGCCGACAAGUUUGAGCCGACUUUUAUUGUCAAGUCGGAUGCACCUCUACAGACCUUUGACGCCAUAUUCGAGAUCAAGACUCAGGAUAUUUCCAAGGCCGCCAAGUCCCCUGACCGAAGAGGGCCUGCCUGGGAUUUCAGCCUGGAGGCGCACAAGAUUCUCAAGAAGGCCUAUGGCACUCGGGCCCAGCUCGUGCAUUUCCAGCUGCCCUCGAGAAAGGGGUGGUCAUUGAGCUCCUUCCACCCUUCAGAUUCGGAUAAGGUCCUUUUUGGGGUCAUGUUUGAAUUUGCUCAGAUGUCUCGCCAAAUGGAGCAUGGUCCUCCCGCAGAGGAGCAAAAGGACGCUGCGCGAUUCCGGCAAUUCUGGGGUGAGAAGGCUGAGCUGCGCAGGUUCAAGGAUGGAAGUAUCCUCGAGUGUAUCGAGUGGACGAGCAAGGCCCCUUUCCAGAUUUGUGAGGAGAUUACUGCCCAUAUCUUGAAGCGACACCUCAAGAUUGUCAAGGAGGAGAUUACUCCCUUUGGCGCGGGUUUCUCUAACGUCAUCACCUUGUCUCACAUGGAUAAGGAGGCAUUUGAUGCAGCUCGACGGGCGUUCCAGACUCUUGAGCAUGAUAUCCGGAAUCUAGAGGACCUGCCACUGCAGAUCCGACAGCUUUCGCCAGUCUCGCCAGCCGCUCGCUAUGCCUCGAUCGACGCCCCGAUGCCUGGGUUCCACCAGGGAACUAUUGAGCCUAUCGAUGUGAACCUCUAUUUCGAGGCCUCAAGCCGAUGGCCAGAGAACCUCAUUGCGAUCCAGGAGGCCAAAAUUGAGUUCCUUCUCGACUUUGACAGGCGACUCACCUCUGCCAAGGACAACAUCACAACCUAUCUCGGUCGAGAGAACCAGGAGAUUGGCAUUGAAAACCUGGCUUAUCUCGAUAUCGUGUAUGACUCUGGUGCAUCCUUCCGAUUGAGAAUUCACUGCGACUUGGAGGAGACCUUGUUGGAGCGUCAGAUUAAGAACAAGACCCUGGACCAACAUGUUCGUGAAGAGUCGGAAGCUGCUUUCGCCAGGUUUAACUGGCUUUUCACAACCCUGCCUAUUCAUACGCAAACCAUCUCAACUUUCUGCACGAGACUUCACUCUCUAUCGCAGACCAUUCGCCUGGUUAAGCACUGGUUCAAUUGCCACAAGCUUUCGGGUCACAUCAGUGAGGAGCUUAUUGAGCUCUUUGUUCUGCACGUUUUCCUCCAGCCUUACCCCUGGCGGGCACCCUCAAGUGUUUCGACUGGCUUCCUACGAACUCUGACCUUCCUCUCCCGCUGGGACUGGCGUGAUGAGCCCUUGAUUGUCGACUCGGCUGAGGAGCUGACCAACGAUGAUCGUUCCACGAUUCACAAAGAGCUUGAAACAUGGCGGAAGCGAGACCCUAACAUGAACCACACCGUCAUGAUCGUUGCAACCUCCAAUGAUCCUUCUGGCCUUGCGUACACUCGCAACGGCCCCUCCAAGCUCAUCGCCUCGCGCAUGACACGCCUUGCCAAGGCUGCUUGCAAACUUGUUAAGGAUGAGGGGUACCAUCUUGAUGUCUCUCAGCUCUUUGACACCUCCCUUGAGGACUACGAUGUCCUCUUCCAUCUCUCCCGCAAGGCCAUUCGCUCCAUUCUCCGAGAAGCUGCUUCUGACCCAUCUGCCCGCCGCCACUCCCAAUUCAAGAACCUCGAUGAUCGCACGGGUCGCGCACCUCUACCUAUCCGAGCUCAUCCUGUCGAUGUUCUCAUGCAGGAGCUACAGCGUGCGUACGAGGACACGCUCGUGUUCUUCCGGGGGACGAACAAUGGCGAGGAUGAUGACGCCGUUAUUGGCGCCAUCUGGAACCCGAAGCUGCAACAGCAAAAGUUCCGCGUUGGUCUGCCAUACAACUUUAACAAGGUUGCCGGCGAGGAUGACGACGUUGUCGAGGUAAACCGCAAGGCGGUGCUAUUGGAGAUUGCGAGGUUGGGUGGCGAAGUGAUCAAGAAGAUUGAGGAGGUUGAGUAG
Messenger RNA from Fusarium keratoplasticum, 3315 nucleotides. RefSeq names its product U3 small nucleolar RNA-associated protein 22. The record is from RefSeq and is a predicted model, not a curated record. Bases 1 to 3315 code for a protein of 1104 amino acids. The transcript is spliced from 2 exons. Gene Ontology annotation, biological process: rRNA processing; tRNA export from nucleus. Lineage: Eukaryota; Fungi; Ascomycota; Sordariomycetes; Hypocreales; Nectriaceae. Gene Ontology annotation, cellular component: UTP-C complex; CURI complex; small-subunit processome.